Messenger RNA from Zootermopsis nevadensis, 3069 nucleotides. The record is from RefSeq and is a predicted model, not a curated record. NCBI's taxonomy places the organism in Eukaryota, Metazoa, Arthropoda, Insecta, Blattodea, Termopsidae.
CUUGUACGGCGUCAAUGUAUGGAAACAGAAUGUUCCUAUUCCUUCACUGAACCACAGUUAAUUGCAAGUCUAGUUUAGAAAGGAAAACCAACCUUUAAAUGCGAGGCAUUAAAAUCCCUACACAACAUGACUGAAGGAUGGGGGAGUGGGGCGGGGGAAUGUAACAAGCCUACUGAACACAUCAUCAUGAAUACAAAAUGCUGAGUUACUGAUUGCUAAAGCAACUCAGGAAUCUCCAAUAUCUUUAUCUUCAACUGCAUGCAUCACUCUCUUCUCUAACAGGGUUUCUGAUAUGCAUGAUAUCCAUACAUUUCUGUGCCAAAUCAAUCUUGCUGUUCUGGAAGAACUGAAAGUCCCACCUCAGCAACCAUACUAUUUGUGCACAUGGCUUUUACUUUGGGAACCAGUCUAAUCAGUGGUAAACACCAGAGUAUCAUGGUACACCAGUAACAGCUUUCUAGUGGAAUAUCCUGCUGGUAUUCUCUCUCACUGGCAUCACAGUCUGUGUGCAGACAAGAUAAUGUGAGGGUAAAAGUUAUGGUCCUCAUACCUGCCAGAUUAUUGCUGCUAUUUUCAUGCUGGCGAGGUGUCCAGCCCAAUAGCAUCUCUAAAAUGGCGGGGAGUUAUGUAACAAAUAGCCUGAAUACGGGAUACAUGAGGCAAAACAGUAUGUUUGGCAUAUUUGGUGGCUUUGUGCCAUGUGAACGAGGGACUUGUACUUCAAGGCAUUACUGUGACCAAUCAGGAGGUGAAUCCAUAGGCUACUGCUUUGAACCACAGAUGUCGUCAAGGGGUGUGUGUUGCUCCUGUAAGUAUGGAACUGUACAUAAAAAACAAACCCUGAAAUUAUGCUUUGAAAUAGGUCAUGACUACUUCCACACUCAUCCUUACCUGUUCACUAUACACAGCUUUGUCACAUCACUUCUCCAUCAGUUACAAAGACGUCACAUAAGAAAUAAACAGAUGAAUAUGUUUCUUACAGUUAGGGAGUCUUGUGGUCAGACUACAUAUAAUUCUGUGGCCCUCUUCCGGAAUCCCAACUAUCCAAAUGCGAACCAGGAACCUGUCAACUGUGCUUUCACCAUGGUUCCUAGACAGGAUGUGUGUGGAGUCAGGGUGGAGUUUCUGGAAGUCAGACUGUCUCCUGCAGUAGAAAGUGCCUGCGUACGAGAUUCAGUAAUGAUACUACAGUACAGCCAAAGUCUGGAUGGCUAUAAUGUGCCAUUCUGUGGGUUGAUACAUGGAAUAUCCACUGUGAUUCAAGUGAGAGACAUGUCAAAGGUUCAAGUUGUGGUAACCGUACAGAGUCCCAGUGCCCUUUGGAACAUCCGAAUGGCUCAGAUAAACUGCUCAUCUGUACAGCAUCCAGUGGUGGAGGCAUGUGGUAUCGCGAAUGCUUUGUACCCAAGCACGGAUUCCAAAGAGAACUCCUUAUUAUCAAAACCAAACUCCAAUAUGACAUCAAACUCCAUCCCGAUAUUCAGAACAAAGCAGCGACACACCACUCAGCCAAAGACUGUCGAGAGCAGGAUAAUAGGGGGUAUGGAGUCUCCCAACAUAUUUCCAUGGGUCGUGGCAUUGAAACUUGAUGACGUUCCCAAAUGUGGAGGAGCCCUUAUCACCAGUGAGUGGGUGCUGACUGCAAGUCACUGUUUAUUAAUCGUUCAGAGACCAGACAUACCGGAUAUACUGCGCUUCACAGUGAUCCUGGGUGCGCACAACUUAUACAUGAUCCAGGACAUGAGACAGGUUGUACAACCCCUCAGCAGAAUAGUGCGGCAUCCUCAGUACCUCGGGACUAACAAUGACAUCGCUCUGCUCCGCCUCAGUCAGCCUGUCAGCUACAGUGUGGUCAUUAGACCCAUCUGUCUGCCACCAUCAAGUGAUGAGACAUAUACCGGUCACUACGGAAUCAUCGCUGGCUGGGGCUUAACGGGAAAUGGUUCCACGCAGACGCCUGUCCUGCUCUCUGGAACUGUACAGAUCCUGGACAAUGCACUAUGCAACCAGUUGUGGAACGUGAUCAGAGUGCCUAUCGAUAACUCACAGCUGUGUGCAGGAAUAGGCAAUGCAGCAACUUGUGGGGGUGACAGCGGAGGACCCCUGGCUGUACAGGAGCAGCAGAAUGGUUUCUACAGUGUGGUGGGCAUCACCAGCUUCGGGUCGCCCGGAGGGUGCGGUAACAAGAUGUUUCCAGACGUAUCAACCCGCGUUACUUUCUACCUGAACUGGAUUUACCUGGUGCUGACAGACGCCUGAGUCAAGUAAUAACUUACUGUCUAGUAAUAAACCCAAAAGUUCGAACUUCACGGAGCACAGUCCCUCUUGAGAAGCUGACAGUCACUCAACUAGUCAUAACAUUCCUGACCUUUUGUGAGACCCAAAGGUUCAUUACUGUCUUCACAAGAGCCCACCACUGGUCGCUAUCCUGAGCAGAACCCAAAAGCUCAACAGUUAAACUUCAUGCCCAAAGCCCACCACUGGAUUAUACCCUGAACCACUCCAAUGCAGUUCACAUCCUAACAUCAUAGUUUUCUGUGACCCCCACCAAAAUUCUGUAUCUAUUUCUUGACUCCCCAGCGAACCUACACGUACUAGUCAAUCAUAACUUUUAGGAAAAACAAACAUCAAAUCUCAUGAAUAGAAGGACCAAGACUAAGGAGAUGACAAUAUUAAAACGAAUCUUAGGAGAAAAUUGUGAACAUAAAGAGGUUGAUGAAACUGGGUUAAGGUUUUGGCGUUUGCAGUGUUGAACCUUUGGGUACCAUUACCUUAGCAUUAGGCAGAUACUUACAUGAACAGGUUAUGUAAUUAUAAAAUGUUUGGUAAACUCCUUGUCCAGUGAAUUCCAGAUGGAAAAUCUACUUGUGCACACCAGUACCCACUGUAUCAUUACUAUACCCAGGGUGAUGCUCUCCCAUCAUCAGGCUCCAACUAACUGGCCUAACAUUUGUAUCUAGGGUCCACUUCCAAGAAUCAGAUGCCAGGAUGGAAACAGAAGACAAGAUAAGAAAUACACACAAACGAGACUUUCAGAGAAGCUUUGUGCUGUGACAAGAUCUCUGAACA